Trichoplusia ni (cabbage looper) is the source of this 1834-nucleotide messenger RNA. RefSeq lists its product as uncharacterized. Gene Ontology annotation, molecular function: protein binding. The transcript is spliced from 8 exons. The record is from RefSeq and is a predicted model, not a curated record. NCBI's taxonomy places the organism in Eukaryota, Metazoa, Arthropoda, Insecta, Lepidoptera, Noctuidae. Gene Ontology annotation, biological process: regulation of transcription by RNA polymerase II. Gene Ontology annotation, cellular component: nucleus. The coding region runs from base 128 to 1474 and encodes 448 amino acids.
GCCAUUGUUUUCCUUCAAAACGCUGUGCAGUUUUGCGUCGUUUCGUAAAUAAAGAUUACCUUUUUAGUUUUGAUUUGAUCUAAUAUUACCAUCAUAAUUUCGCCUUAUGUUUACUUAGACCUUCACUAUGGCAAAUACAGAAAUAAGUUUAAAGUGGAAUGGAUAUCAAAGUAACAUAUUAUUCAAUGUAAAGGAGUUGUUACAAGACGAAGGAUUAUCGGAUGUGACUCUUGUGUCUGAGGGCCACAGUUUUAAGGCUCACAAAGUGAUUUUGUCUGCGAAUAGUUCAGUUUUCAGGACUAUAUUUCAGCAAAACCCCCACAAGGAUCCAAUUAUAGUGCUUCAUGACAUCAGUACUGAAGCUUUGCGGACUAUACUGACGUUCAUGUACAAUGGGGAAGUGAAUGUGACUGAGGAGUUCCUGCCAUUGCUCCUGAAGACAGCCGAGACUUUGAAGAUUUGUGGAUUGUCUACAAGCACUGAGGUUACUCGCGAUGACGAUUUACAGAAAAACACUAGCAGCCCAGUACCAAAGAAACGCAAGAAGAGUGAGCAAGACGAUGGCAAUGGUUCAUGUAAGAAGUGUAUCACACAGGAUAGUAAUGAUGCCGUACAAGAUAAUGUGCUGAUAAAAAUAGAACCUGUUGACUCACCUGUAAAUGAUUGCCCUGAAGACAAAACAAAUGAUACUGAGGUUGCCAUAAUUGACGCUUUAGUAGAUGAGAGAGCAGUUGGUAAUAAGUCUCAGUCAAAACGGCGGAAAAAAGCAGACCACGAUAACAAUAAUAAGUGUAAGAAAUGCACACCUACAGGAGAUUCUGACUCGGGAAGCAAACGAAGCACAGAUAAUGUGAAACAGUCCAACAUCAUCUUAAAAAUUGAGCCAAUAAAGUCUCCUCUAACCGACUACUCAGGAGAAAACACAAACGAUACAGACAUUGCAUUACUUGAAGACACAACUGAUAAGAAACACUCAAUAUCAGAGUGUCCUAACAAGAAGAACUACACAAGUGACAGAAUUGAUAAAAGUGAGGUUAGCAGCACUCAGCCAUGUUUGAAUGAGAAGCUGAAUCGUGGCGAUGCCUCUGACGAAAUAAUUGAAAUAGACAAGGAGGUUGAAACUGUAUUGCAGAGUGGAACUAGAAUAGAGUCGUUGAGUAUUAAGACUGAGAAUCUUAAUCUGGUGUCGUCUGAUACUCAAUGUAAAGAUCCGUCAUUUCCGUGUCCGUUUUGUCCUCGCGUAUACAACAGCUGGGGCUAUAGACGGAGACAUGUCAAAUCUAGACAUGUCACUAACAGACUGUCAUGUAAGUGGUGCGUGUCGGUCCUGCCUUCAACGGGCGCGUGGUAUACGCACGCGACACGCGCGCACGGCGUUCCUCACGAGGAAGCGCGCAACUCUCUCGUCGUCAUGGUCGAGGCACACGCGGUACUCACACUCAACGAACCUGGGGUCACACAGCUGCUCGUGUAAACACAUCAAAUACAGGAUAAGUCACCUUUGUCAUAGUCAUUAAUACUUGAGAGCUAAUUGUUGAACUUGUUCUAAGAAUCGCCAGUUACAGGAUAAGUAAUAUCGCUUUUGCCAUAGUCAGCAGAAAAGUACUUGUCUAAAGAAACCAGGAAUCGCUAAACACAGGAUAAGUAAUAUCACUUUUGCCAUUAUCAGCAGAGAAGUACUUGUGAAACUAAGAGUCGCUAAACGCAGGAUAAGUAACCGGAUUUUGCUGUGUUAAAACCUUAGGUACAUUUACAUAUAUCCCCAUAUUAAAACUUAGCGGCCUCUUAGAUAACUCGUUAGUAAAAACAAGUCUUGCUUAGAGUGCCCGCGUUG